Patella vulgata (common limpet) is the source of this 5465-nucleotide messenger RNA. Its product is annotated as ileal sodium/bile acid cotransporter. NCBI's taxonomy places the organism in Eukaryota, Metazoa, Mollusca, Gastropoda, Patellidae. The transcript is spliced from 3 exons. Gene Ontology annotation, cellular component: membrane. The record is from RefSeq and is a predicted model, not a curated record. The coding region runs from base 326 to 1879 and encodes 517 amino acids.
AUGAGUAGUCUAUACAAACAAUUUCAUAGUUCAUUGUAGUUUAUGAUACCUAUGUAUGCUGUUACCCUCGUUUCAUGCCACAAGUGUUCAUAAUAUGCUUCAGUAGCUUCAAAUCUUUGUUUAACGUUACUAUAUAAAAUACCAAGCUUGCAGAUGUCCAUUCAGUUGAGUUUUAUUUCCUGAAUGAAGUAUACUGCCCAUUUAUGAGGCGGCUUAGAUAAGUUGUAAUAUGAACUAUAAUAUUUGUUUAGUGCAUGGUUGAUAAAGUUUAUCUGUUGCAAUCGAAUCAAAUUAUUUGGAGGACAUAACUGACUUGGAUAACAACAUGCUGGAUAAAGGGAUUUAUGGUUGCCGUCGUAGGAUUAUCUUGAUACUUUUGUUUAGUCAAAUGGUUCUAACAGUCUGUGAGAAUGACACCAUCACUCAGUAUGGAGAGAACCAUCUCCAAACGAACCACACUCUUAUUAAUCUGAAUGUAAACUAUCCACAAAUAAUGGCUCAGAUGUACAAUGAUUUUAUUGUUGACGUCAAUUAUACCAUUAAGUGCACAGAUGAAGACACUGUUUAUAGUUUGCUGGUAGUGACAGAAGAUAUUUCUGUUGCUUUUAUCCGCGAUAAAAAUAUUAUCAGUAUACCAUGUUCUCCAAAUAAUACCAACAAUGUGUUCAUUUCUGACGUGGAUCCAGAAACAGGUGAAUUUGAAGUUAUGGGUAACUUCAGCUUUGCGCUUGGUACCGAUUUAUUGGGAAGAACCUGGCUAGAUUUCAUAUUAGUGGAAAAUAUCUCAGAAGUUGUUCUGGCUAAUAACACUCACCCACAAGAAACGGUACCUGGGAGUAGCAGACUUCUAAGACUUCUGGUAAUAGUUAUCAGACCCAUGAGGAAUUUAGAUAUUGGAUUCAGAGUAAUUGUCUAUAUUGUUGUUAUAUCCAGUACCAUUGGUAUGGGGUGUAAAACAGAGUUAGAUGUUGUCAUAUCUGUUUUGAAGAAACCAAUCGCUCCAGCUAUUGGAUUUUUCUGUCAGUAUGUCUGCAUGCCGUUGAUCGCCUUUGGAAUUGCUAAACUCAUCAAGUUUGAUAAUCCAGCCGUUGGUCUAGGUAUCUUUGCCUGUGGUAUAUGUCCUGGUGGAGGCAUCAGUAAUCUGUAUUGCUACAUUUUAAAUGGGGAUGUAUCACUCUCUGUUACCAUGACGACCCUUAGUACCGUUGCUGCAUUAGGUCUCAUACCUUUCUGGAUGUUUACCCUGGGUUCACAGUUUGAUGAUGACAAAACUCAAAUAAACAUACCCUAUCUUAAUAUAAUGACCACCCUAUUACUAGUUAUAGUACCAUUAUUUGUAGGCAUGGUAAUAAAAGUCAAAUGUCUUAAAGUAUCGAAAGUUAUCCUCAAAAUUAUCAAACCCGUGACCUUUCUUGCGAUAAUCAUUCUUCUCUCGUUUGGGAUUUAUGUAAAUAUGUUUAUAUUUCGACUGUUUAGCCCAAUUCACAUUCUCGCCGGAUGCAUGUUGCCUUAUUUCGGAUACAUAAUAGGAGGAAUAAUAGCUUUGGUUUGUCGCCAGCCGUGGGAUCGCGUCAAGACAAUCGCUAUUGAAACAGGAAUUCAAAAUGUUGGCGUUGCCUUUUUGAUGUUGAUGACGUCGUUACCGCCACCAGAUGGCGAUUUAGCAGCUGUUGGUCCUGCUGCAUCCGGAAUCAUGACUCCAUUGCCGCUGUUCCUCAUAUCCAUCAUUUAUGUCAUCUACAAUAAAUGCCGUGGUGUAACUUAUAAGCCUGUACCAACCAAAGAAAAAAAUAUACCAAAGCAAAACACUGAAAUAAAUGGAAAUAACCUGAAAAAUGAUAAAGAGAUUAUACUUCGAGAAAACGUAUCGACUGUUUAAAGAUACAUUAGUUAAUAAAGACUUGGCCAUUCUUACUAUAAUAAUUCAAAAAUAGCUGAUAAAAAACGAAAAUAUUGAAAAUUUCAGUCAAAUUACUUUAUUCUGAACGGAGUUGUCACUGUUGGAAGUUUGGACUAGAAAUAGGCAUCAACUGUGUCUGCACCGUUUAAGAGAAUUGCCGAUCGUUUGAUUGGCAGACGAUAUCUCCCCCACAUAUUCUCGAUUAUCAAGUAACAUUCUCAAUGGCUAUGGUACCCUCGCUUGGCAGGCCUUUCAUCACCAAUCUCCGGUAGUGACGUCAGUGACGAACAGUAAACGUUAGCAUGGUCCGCCAUUUUAUUGAUUUAAUUUUAAAUGGACGACUGUUUAAAUCCAAGAUGUAUCCAAGCCCUCCGAGCGUCUGCAGAGUUGAUUUUGAGCUUGUCAUGGAAAUAAAGGUCAAAUUAAUAAUUUCUAUAACGUCUGAAACCUAAAUAGACAGAUUUAGCUCUUGCAUAAUGUAUGUUUAAGUAUUUUAGUCAAUUAUUCCCUUCAGCAUAAUAUAUUUUACUAAUCGUUGUGUAUGUAUGAUUUUUCGCGUGCGCAUUCUCAAUUUUUUGAGGGGAUUCCGCGUGAAAAUUAGAGCUCUCAGGGGGGCCCGCUUAUAUAUCAUCAUUUGAGGCAUUUCAAAUCCCUUGCGAUCUACAAUAUUUUUAAGUUGAAUUUGUAAAAGGAAAAUCAGUUCAAAAACGGCGGAUAUAGUUCUAUGCAGACGAAGUAAACGAGAAACGGAUAUAGUUCUAUGCAGACAAGUAAACGAGAUGUAGUCAAAACAAGUCAGCGCCUCCUAUAAUCUUUUUAAUCCGACUGAAUAUGCAAGCCGGCGAGUUAUCUAUAUUUUGAUUUCUUAAUUGAAUGUUAAAAUCAAUUUGAGUAAUUUUAGCGUGGUUUAAGCUGUGUAAAAUCAUAUUGUCUGAAAAAUGCAUUUAACGAUCAGCGGCUUGAAUUAUAUAAAGUUCUUAAUUAAAUACCUUUAAUCUAUAUAUAUAUUUGAGACUGUCGUUUGUCUGUCUGUCUGUCUGUUCGGGGUUGGCGGCUACACUAGGUCUGCCCCGAGUCUGAAAUUUGGGGUAAAGGGGUAGCUCGGAUCGGGGAGUAACAUAGGCCAGGUGGCGUUAGUCUACCACUUCCGGUUUCGGAGUUAUGACCCCCGAGCGACCCCGGUCUGUUUGGGGUUGGCGGCUACACUAGGUCUGCCCAGAGUCUGAAAUUUGGGGUAUAGGGGUAACUCGGACCGGGAAGUAACAUAGGCCAGGUGGCGUUAGUCUACCACUUCCGGUUUCGGAGUUAUGACCCCCGAGCGAAAUCUGUCUGUUCGGGGUUGGCGGCUACAUCUGCCCCGAGUCUGAAAUUUGGGGUAUAGAGGUAGCUCGGACCGGGGAGUUACAUAGGCCAAGUGGCGUUAGUCUACCACUUCCGUUUUCGGAGUUAUGACCCCCGAGCGAAGCGCCGGUCUGUUCGGGGUUGGCGGCUACACUAGGUCUGCCCCGAGUCUGAAAUUUGGGGUAUAGGGGUAGCUCGGACCGAGGAGUAACAUAGGCCAGGUGGCGUUAGUCUACCACUUCCGGUUUCGGAGUUAUGACCCCCGAGCGAAGUCUGUCUGUUCGGGGUUGGCGGCUACACUAGGUCUGCCCCGAGUCUGAAAUUUGGGGUAUAGGGGUAGCUCGGACUGGGGAGUAACAUAGGCCAGGUGGCGUUAGUCUACCACUUCCGGUUUCGGAGUUAUGACCCCCGAGCGAAGCCGGUCUGUUCGGGUUGGCGGCUACACUAGGUCUGCCCCGAGUCUGAAAUUUUGGGUAUAGGGGUUGCUAGGACCGGGGAGUAGCAUAGGCCAGGUGGCGUUGGUCUACCACUUCCGGUUUUGGGGUUAUGACCCCCGAGCGAAGCCGGGUAUCCUGCUAGUAGAACAUAAAACCAACAAGGCCACUUCCUGAAAGUUGCCACAAAAGACUGUUUUUGUUCCGAACAUUGGCGAGGCAUUUAAAAGUUUUAUAAUUGAUCGCUAAAUUUGUGAAGUGAUGAUAAGAUUGUCCGUUAUAGCAUAUCAUACAGUUGUUGUCGCCAAAGUGUUACAUUCAAUUAACAGAACAUUGUUCUGUGACACUACGACAUGAUGGUGUAAAAUACAGAUUUUAUGUAAUAUCUUUCAUAUGAUUUUAUACACCAUAAUUUAUUACGGGUUAUAACAUUCUAGUGCUUCUAUCGUACCAUGUUUUUGAUGUUGCGAUGAAAUAGUAUUAUAUAUUAUGUCAACCAAGUACAAAAUAUAUUUAAGCUAUUUGAUUUCUAUACAAUUAGUUAAAACUUUGAGCAGCCUAAUAUUAAGUUAAGACACUGGGCUCCGAUUUCCAUAAUAUCAGGAGGGUUUUAAAAAAGAAUGGAAAUUUAAUAUUCUACGAAAUUAUGGUGUGGUGGGGUCGGGGUCUCUUUUGGUGUAUAAACCAUAAUAUUAUUUACUUGUGGAAAGUCUCUAUUUUUCUAUUUUUUCAGUACUUUUGGAAGUAUAUUCUCAUGUUCAAAAGCUCACAGUUAAUACCCUAGCAGCCUUUUUUCUUGUUUAGCCAGUGGCAGAUCCAGGAGGCGGGUGGGCUGUGGGUUUUGGGCGGAUGCCUCUGUAGCAAUACCAUUCCAAAACACCAAUGAAUAACUACUUUAUCUACUAAUCGAAAACCAGGCUUAUACAUAAUAUGUACUUAGAUGUAUUUCACAAAGUUGUUUUAUUCUUAUAUUGUAUGGUACUAAUUGUAAUGUUUAUAGCCUAAUCCGAUGUACAUAAAUAUUAUAAUUGUAAUGAUUCACAUGUAAUCAUAAUUUAGUUAAUUAUUUUAAAAUGUGUUCUAAAACAAAAAGGGAACUCAAUCAUACCCAACGAAACCUGUAAACCAUCGCUUAGUACAGUUUAUUGCCGAAACCGGUAGAUUACAACUUCGGGGCAAUGGCCACUUUAAAUACAAAAGUAAGUAUAGUGACAUCAGUUGUUCUAGAAAUUGAAGGCACACCUUGUCGUGUGUAAUUACUGUUAAGAUAAUACAGAUGGAUGAUUUAUCUCCAAUAUGUGCAGAUUCAUCUUUAAUAUUGUUUCCUGUUUUCUGGUUUCCUUUAGCCAAAUUGUUUUGUAUGACCUUUCUACUGAUUAAAUUUAUCACUGUUUUAUAGUCAUGUAUAUCAGAAACAAUGAUCAAAAUCACCCAUGCAACAAUUCAGCAUGACAUAAUAACCAUAAAAAUGCCUCGUAACGACCAUCUUGGAUAUUUUGAUUUUCCAAGGUUCCCACGGUGGCAUCAUUCGGGUUCUUAAUCUAUUGGAACUAUAUAAUCCAUCUAAAAACUUUAGGUAGACUUCAUUUCCACACCAAGGCUUAAACAGGGGUUUGGCUAACGUACUGUAUCCUUUUAUGCCGAGGUCCGUCAUGGAGAUUGUCUUUGGCUGCUGUUCCAUGAGAAUUUUAGAAAACCAGUUUGAAUGAUGAAAGUCAUAACCCGUAUCUGUAAAGAUCAAUAAUAUUACUUUGCAAUAUAACAUGUAAAAAAUAAAAUUAACCCAUCAA